Molecule: messenger RNA, 2119 nt
Organism: Lagenorhynchus albirostris (white-beaked dolphin)
Lineage: Eukaryota; Metazoa; Chordata; Mammalia; Artiodactyla; Delphinidae
Gene: RIMKLA
Product: ribosomal modification protein rimK like family member A
Exons: 5
Coding region: 1-1176 (391 amino acids)
Biological process (GO): protein modification process
Cellular component (GO): cytoplasm
Molecular function (GO): ATP binding; ligase activity, forming carbon-nitrogen bonds; metal ion binding
Source: RefSeq, a predicted model, not a curated record
AUGUGCUCCCAGCUCUGGUUCCUGACGGACCGGCGCAUCCGCGAGGACUACCCUCAGGUGCAGAUCUUGCGCGCCCUGAGGCAGCGCUGCUCCGAGCAGGACGUGCGCUUCCGGGCGGUGCUCAUGGACCAGAUCGCCGUCACCAUCGUCGGCGGCAACCUCGGCCUGCAGCUGAACCAGAAGGCGCUCACCACUUUCCCAGACGUGGUGCUCGUCCGGGUGCCCACACCCUCAGUGCAGUCGGACAGUGACAUCACCGUCCUGCGACACCUGGAGAAAUUGGGCUGCCGCUUAGUCAACCGCCCACAGAGCAUUCUAAACUGCAUCAACAAAUUCUGGACAUUCCAGGAGCUGGCUGGACAUGGGGUCCCCAUGCCGGACACCUUCUCCUAUGGUGGGCAUGAAGACUUCUCAAAAAUGAUCGAUGAAGCCGAGCCGCUGGGCUACCCAGUUGUGGUGAAGAGCACGCGCGGACACCGGGGAAAAGCUGUUUUUCUCGCAAGAGAUAAACACCACCUCUCAGACAUCUGCCAUGUGAUCCGCCACGAUGUGCCCUACCUGUUCCAGAAGUACGUGAAGGAGUCCCACGGAAAGGAUAUCCGGGUGGUGGUAGUAGGUGGCCAGGUGAUAGGCUCUAUGCUUCGCUGCUCCACAGACGGACGGAUGCAGAGCAACUGCUCUCUCGGUGGUGUGGGCGUCAUGUGCCCGCUGACAGAACAAGGCAAGCAGCUGGCUAUCCAGGUGUCCAACAUCCUGGGCAUGGACUUCUGUGGCAUCGACCUCCUCAUCAUGGACGAUGGCUCCUUUAUGGUGUGCGAAGCAAACGCCAACGUGGGUUUCCUAGCCUUCGACCAGGCCUGCAACUUAGAUGUGGGCGGGAUCAUUGCAGACUACACCAUGUCCUUGCUGCCCAACAGGCAGACCGGGAAGAUGGCUGUCCUCCCAGGACUGUCUAGUCCCAGGGAGAAGAAAGAGCCAGACAGCUGUGCUUCAGCUCAGGGAGUCGCAGAGAGCGUCUACGCCAUCAACAGCGGGUCUACCUCUAGCGAGAGCGAGCCUGAACUGGGAGAGAUCCGGGGGUCCUCAGCAAGCACAGCGGGGGCCCCGGCCCCCAUGCUGCCCGAUCCUGGCUACAACAUUAACGCCAGGAUUGCUUCAGAAUUAAAACUUCAGUGAGUUCCUGCUUUUUGGCAGCACUGAAACCAAAUCCUACUGCUUCCCUAGUAGUUUUGAGCGAAUAAAAUCUGGACUAGUGUGAUUUCAUUUGCACAGAAACUAGAAAUCCCAUCUGGGCACUCAGCAUUCUUUCUAACGAUGAUGGAAGCAAAUGGCCUAGCUUUGUGGUUUUUAUAAACACUAAUAUAAAAACCCUCACCAAGAACAGCAUCCCGACUGAUGGAUUUGAGACCAAUGUCUGCUGCAAGCAAUUGGAUGUUACGGCUGACUCUGUGCUGUGCUUCUGGCUUUUAGCAGUGGAGCCCAUUAACUCAACGGCUCCUGGAAAUACUGUACAAAAGAGCAACCACCGGACAGAGGCACGUGCAGAAGAGGUGGAAUGUGACUGCAGUUGUGUGCUCUUCAUUAAGUGUGUGUGUGUGUGUGUGUGUGAGAGAGAGAGAGAGAGAGAGAGAGAGAGAGAGAGAGAUGCUCGGAGUAUACACAGUCCCAGUGCUAUUAGAGAAUCAGUCUCUGCUCCCCAUCAAUCACCAUCUUGACCAUAUUUCUCUGACACUCAGGAUAUGGUGUUUUAAAGGGAGCUUCCUCCUUAGCAUCUUCAAUGAAGCACUUUGUAGAAAGUGAAAUUGAGCGUCCUUUGACUUCACUCGUUGGCAAACAUCCUGCUCUGUAACUGGGGCUUUCUGCAGAUUGCUUUGCCACUCCAAAUAUAUAGAUCCUGCUUCAACUAGCGCCAGCCCCAGCAGCCCCUUGCACCUUUGCUGCCUUUGGCCUCAGCUGGAAAUGCACUUCAAUGACCUAGUGGCCACACACUUUCUUCCUUAAGCAUGCACUAGAACACCAUGGACUUCUUUUCAAUAGACUGUUCACUUGACAUUAGAAGCGAAUGGGUUUUUAAUCCUAGAAAGCUACUGGAAGAUAAUCAUUUCCCCCUCUCUUCUAC